Messenger RNA from Mya arenaria, 9218 nucleotides. Its product is annotated as phosphatidate phosphatase LPIN3-like. The transcript is spliced from 15 exons. Bases 307 to 3237 code for a protein of 976 amino acids. Gene Ontology annotation, biological process: cellular response to insulin stimulus; triglyceride biosynthetic process; fatty acid catabolic process. Lineage: Eukaryota; Metazoa; Mollusca; Bivalvia; Myida; Myidae. Gene Ontology annotation, cellular component: nucleus. The record is from RefSeq and is a predicted model, not a curated record. Gene Ontology annotation, molecular function: transcription coactivator activity; phosphatidate phosphatase activity.
AUCAUAUGUUUUCGUGUGUAUGUGCUAAGGAAUAUUUUUGUAAAUAUAUGAGUUAUAUUACUUUUGAACAAGAGUACCAAGAAGCAAAGAAGGGUAAAGUGUGUAGAUUAGUUCUGGAAAAAGCAUUUGGAAAGGUAGGCUCUUAUGAAACUAGAUUUGACCACGAAAGCCUGGCGAUUCAUCUUUAAAGCCUGCUGGACUUAUCUUUAAAGCCUAAAGCCUGCCGAUUCAUCUUUAAACCCUGCUUCACUCAUCUUUCAAGCCUAUAGCCUGCUGAUUCAUCUUUAAGGCCUGUUUUGAAGGGACAUGAGCUAUUUUAGCUAUGUCGGUAAAUUGUUUUCAAACGUCAAGGGAUUUUACCAGGAGAUUAAUGCGGCAACGCUUACGGGCGCGAUCGAUACACUGAUUGUGGAACAGGAAAAUGGGUCGUACAAGUCGUCACCGUUUCAUGUACGAUUCGGAAAGUUGGGGGUCCUCCGCUCCAGAGAGAAAGUGGUGGACAUUGAGGUGAAUGGGGAGACUAUCGAUGUUCAGAUGAAACUCGGGGAUACGGGGGAGGCCUUCUUCGUUGAGGAGCUUGAGGAUGACACUGAGGAACUCCCAGAAUACCUUGCGACCUCCCCUUUCCCCUCCGACUCUGACCUUAUGGAGCAAGGGGUCAGGCAGCUGAAAGAGCAAGCAGCCAUGAUAAAGACACAGACUGGGGUUGAAGGUCAGGGUUUGGAGGUCACGACAUUCACAGAGGUCAAGGUCACAGAGAAUCAAGUAAAUAUCCAGGUCGAUAUUGAAGCUGUUGGGAACGACAGUGGUAUCAAUGUAACAGUAAGCUCCGAUUCCAAUAAAGGGGUUGGGGUGAUAGGCAGAGAGCAUUUAGAUUCUGUGAGGAGUGAGCAUUCCAGAGAUGCUGAUGUUGACAUCAGGGUCGAAAAUGAACAAGGCGAGCUGGUGAAGGGUAGAAGAAAAAGGCGAAGAAAACGGAGAAAUAAGUUGAAUAGCAACAAACAAGAAACUUCCACUAGCAACGCACCCCCUCAUGUUGAAGAUGACUUUGAGAAUGAAGAAAUAUUCGAUAUGGAGGGAUUCUCCACUGAUGAAGAGCUCAGUCGUCUGACCUCGAACAUGUCGAGCGGGUCUUUGUCCAAGUCGAUUAGUCUGCCUGUGGUUGAGGAAAACAAGUUUGAUCGUACGCAUGAGUGGGCGAGCGCUCACGAGGGCUUCCAGUAUCUGAACAAUCACCCCUUCAGUGACACUGAUCUGUCUCCUUUAGCUAGUCCCAUAAAUUCACGUCCCCACACACCGAAGUCAGAUACCGAGGUUGAUCGACAAAAAUCAUUGGAACAACAAGAUCGAUUAAUCGUGGGAGCAGAAGAUGACACACUGUGGGAGUGGGGGGAUAUGCCGCGGAAAACUUCACCGACGAUCAAUGAGGAGGAUUCGGAACUGUCCCCCAGGACGGCCGGUAGGGGCCUUAAGAAUGAUAAGAACAAACAGUCAGGGGGCCUGUUCCACUUUAUGCGUAAGACCAAAAAUGUCCGUCACAAACCUGAGGCCGAGGGAAUUUACCUAGACGAUCUCAACUUGAACAAUAUGGAUGAGGAGACGGCUAAACUGUAUUUUCCUAAGAGGUUCUCUAACUCCCACUUCAAAUCCAUUGAAAAGGAGAAAGACGAGGAUGUUGAGUCGGGUCGAGGAGCCUCUCUCCCACAGUCCCCCCACUCUGUAGAGGGUGCAGUCGGAGGCCCUGCAGGCAACCACAUCUUACCCUCCGAGAUUCGCUCCCUCGGACCCUAUUCCCUGUCCCUCUGUGGGGGCCUCGCAGAUCACGAGCCAAUGUCUCUGACCAAGUUCAUGUCAAAGAUCGUAACGUUCGAGGAUCUGUGCGAUAAUCCGGCUAUGUUGAGUUACCCAGAUCUCGUUGUGAAGAUCGAAGAUCAAUAUUAUAACUGGCAAACCGCUGCACCGCUCAUAAUGGCAAAGAUCGUCUUCCAGAAAAAUAUGCCGGAUGCACCAUUGAAGUCUCUAGUCAUCCAGCAUAUGCCAAAGAAGAAGGAAAAAAAGGGCUACUCUUGGUUUUCCUGGAGUCGCCCAAAGACAGAGCCCGUUACCUCAGCGAGCCACUCAUCCAGCAGUAUUACCAUGACAUCCAUUGAGGCAGACGUGUUGGAGCAUAAGCCAAUUAUGUCUCAGGCACAAAUGGGGGAGCCAGCCAGUUUGGUCGGAGACACACUGACAUCGAGCCCAAAAUCCAGUGUCACGGAGAGUCCGAAAAAAAUGAAGGAUAUAGACAGGUUGACAGUGAUUGGUUGCGACCAUUCCUCCAGUGAGGGCGAUACGGAGGGGUCCGACCGUACCAAUGAACCGAAAAAAAACAAGCGACUCACCAGGAAAAAGAUUUACAGGAGAACACUAAGGCUGUCAUCAGACCAGAUUCGACAGUUGAAUUUGAAGCCGGGUCAGAAUGAGGUGACGUACUCGGUGACGACGCAGUUCCAGGGGACAAAGCGAUGUACAUCCAAUAUCUACCUGUGGAGAUGGGAUGAUAAACUCAUUGUUUCAGACAUUGAUGGAACCAUAACCAAGUCAGACGUAUUAGGUCAGAUCUUACCAGUAGUUGGACGUGACUGGUCGCAAUCAGGCGUGGCCCAGCUUUACAGCCGGAUAGCGGGAAACGGCUACAAGUUUCUCUACCUCUCUGCGCGUGCCAUCGGCCAAUCAAAACUCACCAAGGAUCUCCUACAGAACAUUAAGCAAGGGGAGAUGACUUUACCCCCAGGACCUUUGCUCCUCUCUCCAACGUCGCUAAUAAGUGCUUUUCACAAAGAGGUGAUUGAGAGGAAGCCAGAAGAGUUCAAGAUCAGCUGCCUGUCUGACAUUGGGUCACUGUUCCCAGCUAACACACGCCCCUUCUAUGCAGGGUUCGGCAAUAAAGUUAAUGACGUGAUAGCAUAUAAGGAGAUAAAGAUUCCUAUAUUCCGAAUCUUCACCAUCAAUCCCUCUGGCGAGCUGAAACAUGAGCUCUCCCUCACCUUCCAAACCUCGUACACAAAGUUGACAGACGUUGCUGACCAUUUCUUCCCACCAAUCCACAAAUUGCCGGGGAAUAGAGCCAGUGAAUAUAACGAAGUAAACUACUGGCGGGAACCUCUUCCUGAAUUAUCACCAAUUGAGGCAGAUAUAGUCACCAUCGGGGACGAGACUCGGAUGCCAACAACAGAAACCGCGGCAACUCAUAGCUGACGGUUUUCAUCCAUGAUCACACGGCAGCAGAACCUGAAGGAAAAAUCUCGCGUACGACACUUCAGCACCCCAGCUGAUAUCGGCAGUUCCAAAAAUAUGUCUUCGUUGCCAUCUGCAACAACUUCCAAACAUUCCAAGUCAGACAGACAUCAUCAAUUCGCUGGUCAUCUUCUACCCAGUGAAAACAGUAUCGAUGUUUACGAUGACUUUGAUAGCGAAUUUUCUGAUGAUUUUGAAGAUUUGGGUAUGGCUGGGAACCUUUCUACAAACAAAACCAAAAAGAAGUCUAUCUGGUUAAUGCCUUUUUCAGUUAAUAAUCUAUUUGCUUGAUAUAUUCAAGUUUGAAUUUCAAUUGAGGGUUAAAAAAAAGGUCAAGAAUCAGUAUUUUUAUAAUUCAGGUGCAUUUUCCUUUGAGUUCUUAAAGUACAUGUAAGUAAUGUUUAAAACUCAAAUAUUUGUUUUAUUUUCUGAAAGUGCUGUACAUUUGUGCUGAAAUUAAUUUCGUUUAUAACCCCAUGGAUAACUUUAAUAUAACUUCCUUUAAAUAGUAUAUACCUAUUUAUUUAAAUUUUACCGAAUUUUACUUUCAAGAUGUUGUGAACUUUGUCUUUCAACAUUUCAUUGUUCAUGAGAAAGAUGCCACCAAUGUGAAUAAGGGAUUCUAGCUUGGCAUAUGAAAAUCUAGUCCUAUGGUCUUUCCGAAUAGGUACCUUAAAAUGUGAAAAAUACCGUAGCUUCAUAAAAGACCACAUUAAAGUUAAGUCUCAGUGACUUUUUUUGAAAAUGAUUUUACUGCCUGUGCCUUCUCAUUUGGUAAAAUAAGAGCGUGGUUUAUUCACUUAUAAAUGAUUUUAUUUUCCCCUUCAGCUGAUUGUUGUAUGGGAUUUUUCUAACACCCUGCCUCCUUUGCAUUUUCCAGAUUUUUUUUAAAUUUGGGAGAAUUUAUGGACGAUUUUUUUGCCAGGGGAAACGGCUGAUAUUUGGCAGUAAAAUUAACCCAAAAAUUAUCACUGAGUGGUUAUACUUUUAAAUUGAAACUUAACUGUCUAAACCAUUUGUACAGAUAGUUAAGUUUUUACCUAAGAUCAGAUAUUGUCAGAUGAGACUUAGAUAUGUUUUAAGUUGUUGAAGCUUUAAGAUACGGAUUUUGUUAAGUUUGAUUUCUUUUAACAAUUUUGUGAUACUAGAUGGCAUACAAUGUCAGGAAUGAUUGUAAAGAACAGGCAUUAGAAAUGUUAUGGGUAUUGUUGUGAUGGUAUGGAAAGCAUACAUGUUUUAAAAUGCUUUGAGCACUGUUGUAGAAAGUUCUGUGACAAGCACAGUUGGAUUACAUUUGUUUGAUGAUGUUUCAAGUCAGUCCCUCACUGAAGGUAUGUUAAAUGUUAGCCUUUCUUACGGUAAUUAUGACCAAAGCUUCGCUUAGAUGUACUGAAACCUUUGUAAGAAUGAUUUCUAUGUGCUUAUCAAGCUUUGGACUGUGUACAUCUACAGUUGCCAACAUGUGUAUCUCGUUUUAUUUAAGGCUGAAAUGUAUUUACUGCUAUGGUUACACUUUAUUCUGUAUUUUACUUAAAGUUAAAAGACUUAAAUUUAGGGUCACACUAUAUUGGGUGUAUUUUACUUACAGUUAAGACUUAAGUUUAAGGUCACACUAUAUUGGGUGUAUUUUACUUACAGUUAAGACUUAAGUUUAAGGUCUCACUAUAUUGGGUGUAUUUUUCUUACAGUUAAGACUUAAGUUUAAGGUCACACUAUAUUGGGUGUAUUUUACUUACAGUUAAGACUUAAGUUUAAUGUCACACUAUAUUGGGUGUAUUUUACUUACAGUUAAGACUUAAGUUUAAGGUCACACUAUAUUGGGUGUAUUUUUCUUACAGUUAAGACUUAAGUUUAAGGUCUCACUAUAUUGGGUGUAUUUUACUUACAGUUAAGACUUAAAUUUAGGGUCACACUAUAUUGGGUGUAUUUUUCUUACAGUUAAGACUUAAAUUUAGGGUCUCACUAUAUUGAGUGUAUUUAAGUUUAAGUAAAAAGAAUUUCGUUUCUCAGGUUCUGUUUUAUUCUGUUUGCAAAAUGAGCUCUGUGAUCAUGUAUUAAUGUCCAUUUCAUUUCAUUUUUUGUAUUUGUUUCAUAAUUUACUUUUUGUUUUGUUAUAAGCUUAGAUUUAAGACUUUAGAUUUAUAACCAUAAUGAUUCUAGAUUUAUUGGUUAUCUUGUGAGAAACAUAUUAAAAAAUUGUUUGUUAUGUUAAUUAAGUGUUAUAUUCAUGUAUUCAAUUUUCAUUUGAUAUUAGAUUAUUUUUUCAAAUGCAUUUUCAUGAUAUGUUUUCAACUAAUGUUAGUGUCAUGUUUUUUUUCCUUAUCGUAGAAAAUUUAGCUCAUUUUCAUUGCAGGUUGACUUUGGAUCAAUUUUAAGUAUUUAGCAGAAUAAAAAUCUUUGUAAAUACCAUUAAUUCAUCUUGAUGUUCAAAAUAAUACAUGUAUAUUACAUGUAAUCAUUGAAAUCAUCAAAAAUCAAUCAAUUCCAUUACCGGUGUAAGGUUAAAGGUGUAAGCAUACUUGUUUUUUUUGUAGACUGUCUCACAAUGAUAUAGAUAGUAUAUUGUUCACAUUUAUAGAAACAAUAUUACUUUUUUUAAACUAUAACAUAGUCUAAAUAGAUUAAUUUUGUAAUUUAUGAUGUGUGAUAUCACAGACAUAUAUCUGUGUGAUAUUUAAGUAAAAUUGUUGGAAAAAAAUCAAACCUUUUAUUUUGUGUUCAUAACUUUAUUGAUAAUUAUAGACAUUUUGUUAAUACAUGGAUGGAUGUGUUAAGAAUAGCAUUUUAUAAACGGGUUUUAUAAAACAUGAACAAAAUUUGAUCUCUGAUACUAAACAUUGAUAACAAAAUAUAUAGUGUUCAUUUUCAUUAAAAAAAUUCCUUAAUGCCAUAUAAUCAUUUGCUAAUAAUCAAUCUUUUUUUUGUUGAAAAUAACCAUUUAUCUUUAACUUAUUUUAUUUCAGCUAUUGUUCAAUUUCAUUGUAAAUGAGUUUAACAUUUUUUUGGUAGCUGUAUUAAUGUCAUUAUUAAAAUGUCUAUAUCUCGAUAUUAUGUAAAUGUGAAGCACUCAACAGUGUUUGUUCAGAAAAAGUAUGAAUACAUAUUCUGUAUGCAGCACUCAAUUAUUAUGAAAAUGAAUGAUUUAAGUCUUGCGUAAUUGUAAUUUGCAAUAUAUAUUCUUUUAUAUGAUUUCUUUGUUAUUUAGGAUUUUCAAGUAGUAUGUUGAUCUAUUUUCAACAUACUUUAAACAAAGUGAAUCAAGUAUAACAAAUCUUUGUCUCUGUUUUUGAAUUCCGCUCUUGCAACCACAGAAGCUUUGCAUAGUAUUCCAUAAUGGUUUCAGAACUUUAGUAUCUACUUCCCAUCCAAAAAGAAAUUACCUUUGGUUGUCAGUGAAUGAUAAUGUGUCCAGUCACAUUGACUGUAUUUUAUCACACUGACUUACAUUUAGGCAUUGAUUUUAUAUAAUAUUGUCCUAAAUGAGAUACUGUAGCUUGCUUUUAUUUCUGAUGGUGUAAAGACUACAAUUCAUGAAGACUUAGAGGUUUUUAUAAAAUGGAUUUAAAUUUAUUCCAAAGAAUGUACAUUUUGAAGAAAAGAAAUCCAUAAAUUCCUUGAUUCACUUUGCCUGUUACGGCUUACGAUGCUGACUUCUGAAGCUGCCAUGUUACUUUUUGUUACAGUUGUUUUAAGCAACACUUACAUAUAUUAUUUACAUACUAAAGGCAUUCAUGUCUCGGUGCUUGCUAAAACUUACAGAUUGGCCAUUUAUAAAUAUUACGGCCAAUCAGCAUAUGAAAUAAGAGGCUUAUAAGAGCUUGCAGCUCUGAAUUGACGCAAUGUUAGAAUACUGUAUUAGUAAAAUUUAGAUUUUGAGGUACAUGUACAAUGUUUAUGAAUUUGUGCUUGAUUAAGAUUCAACAUCAUUUUACUCUAUUGCUAAACAAAGCUUUAUCUUUGUCAGCAAACAUGUUACAGUCAAAACCGGCUGGCUCGAUAUCGAUUGGCUCGAUUUCCUCAUUGGCUUAAACUUCAUGUAAAGGACCAUUCGUUUUAACUCUUUGUAGGCAUUCCUGCUUGGCUUGAUAUUCACGAGGCUCGGAGUAUUGUGGUCGGUCCCUGGGAUAUCGAGCCAACCAGUUUUGACUGUAUCUUGAUCAGUAGUUACAUAAAUAAUUUGCUUGAAUAAAAAAUCUAGUAUGUUUUAGAAGUUUACAUUUAUUUGGUGCAUUAAGUAUUGACAUACAGAAGGGGUAUACUGUUAGAAUAAUGCAGAAUUAUGACAUGACUUUAGUUAAAAUAUUUUUCUAUUGUCACAAAAUAUAUUGUUAUUAUAUUAAUAGUAAAAUAUUACCGGUAGUUACUCUUCUUUCUUAAAUUCAUUCUGUAUACAUAAUUAUAUAUAUAAACCAGCGGCCAGUAUACAAAAACUAAGACUUGAAAAUAUUUUCUCUUAAAUCCUUAAAUCCUAUAAUUUAAUUUAACAUUUAUAACAACAUUCCCCGUAGCCAAAAGGUCAUUGCUUAUUCUGUAAUGCAACUGCAGCUUCUCUGUGAAAAAGGCCAAUAUCUGUAGGUUUCAAAUGUUUCUUUAAAAACAGUUUUAAUGUGAUUAUUCUCAUAUGAUUAAUGAGAAAUGGUGUGGAUUGUUCAUUGUGAUUUCUGAGUUAAAAUAGAAACCAUAUUCUUUGUUAUUGUGAUAGAAAUAUUUUGUCAAGGAAUUUAUCAAUGCUUGUUUUGUUAAUCCAAUUAUGUAUUUUACUACACUUAUCUUUUAUUGUCAACAAUCAUGGCAAAACACAUCGUUAAACAUUCUUUCCAUACAUCGUCACCCAAGUGCAAUAAUUGCAUAUAGAAAUAGAAGCAAAAAUCAAGUUAUUUGCAUUAAAGGGACUAGACACCAGAUGGUCCCACAAUCCGCAAAUGCAGGAUUUCCUCAAAACAAGCCUAGAAUUGUUAAUGUGAGCUAGUAGGAGGCCGAUAAUACAUCACUUUGCAUGAUUACGAAAAUAAAUGCAACAAUCAUGUUGCUGUCUCAUCCGUGUUUCCCUGCUUAAAAUAGCACUUAAUGGUUUCCCAGUUUAAAUCAUACCUAUUUAUGAGUGCAUAUAAAUAUACCUACUAUUUCUAAACUUACUGGGAUUUACGUGGAAGACAAAUCCAGUUAAAUUCAAAUUGGUAAAAUGUUCAAAAACUCCAAAAGAUGCACGUUUCUUAAGCAAUGUGAUACAUCACUCAGAAAGAUUCAAUGCGUUGAAUAAGUCAACCAUGUAAAGUUUUUGACAAGUCUCUUUUUUCCUUGCAAAUGUAUCAUCUGGUGUCUGAUUCCUUUAAGGUCAGGACAUGAAACCUUGAAUUCACAUAACUAGCUUUCCAAGGACCGCACAAAUAAAAAGUUAAAUUUAGGCUAUUGAAACAUAAGUGAUCAAUGUUUCAACUUUUUCUGAAGUGACACAUAUCUAUUUAAAUGGUAUAAUUUUGUUUGUACCGGGGGAUUAGCAGGGACAAAUCAGAAUGUUUAUAAUUCCGGGCUCAGCUGUUGUUACAAGUUGAUGUCUAAACAGUACAUAUGGCUGGCUUAGUGCACAAGGGUUGUAACUAAUUUUAGAAAUAGAGGGUGUUACAGCAGCCCUGCACUAAGCCCUUGAGUAUGUUAAAACUUUGGCUAUUUUUUCACGAUGUCUUGUUGAAUUUUCUUUUAUUUAUCAGUAGUGUUCAGAUAUUUGUUUUUCUUUUACACAUGUAAUAAGCAAAAUAAACACUAUUUGGUAUUCAUUCAUAAUAAUUCAUUCAUUCAUUCAUAUUGUACAUAAAUCUUCAUUGUGAAUUUAUAUUGUAAACCUACAGCUGGCCUAUAAAUGAAGAUUUGUUACGGGGUUUCAUUUAAUAUAGGAAUUAGUUGUAAUUCCAGCGAGAAAAAAAAUGAAUAAAACUGAAAAAUAA